CACCUCCAAUGACCACAACAACUACUUCAACUACCACAACCCCAACAACGACUCCAACGACCACAACAACUACUCCAACUACCACUACCACAAGCCCAACUACCAUUACCACAUUUCCAACGACUACAACAACUACUCCAACUACAACUGCCACACCUUCUACUACCACAACUACUCCAACUACUUCUACCACAACCCCAACUACCAUAACCACAACUCCAGCUACAACACCAACUACUCCAACUACCACAACCCCAACUACCACUACCACAACCCCAUCUACCACAACCCCAACUACCACUACAACAGCUCCAACAACCACAAUAACAACUACAAUGACCACAACAACUACUCCACCUACCACUACAACAACUCCAACAACCACAACAACUACACCAACUACAACAACUACCACUACCACAACCCCAACUACCACUACAACAACUCCAAUGACCACAACCACAACCCCAACUAUCACUACAACAACUCCAAUGACCACAACAACUACUCCAACUACCACAACCCCAACUACCAUUACAACAACUCCAAUGACCACAACUACUCCAACUUCUACUACAACAACUCCAACUACUCCCACUACCACUACCCCAACUACCACUACAACAACUCCAACGUGCAACUAUCACUACCACAACUCCAGCUACCACAACAGCUACUCCAGCUUCCACAACAACAACUCCAACUACCACAAUGACAACUACAACGACCACAACACCUACCACUACCACUACAACAACUCCAACGACCACUACCCCCUCAACUGA
Messenger RNA from Platichthys flesus (European flounder), 785 nucleotides. RefSeq lists its product as uncharacterized. The record is from RefSeq and is a predicted model, not a curated record. NCBI's taxonomy places the organism in Eukaryota, Metazoa, Chordata, Actinopteri, Pleuronectiformes, Pleuronectidae. The coding region runs from base 9 to 785 and encodes 258 amino acids. The transcript is spliced from 3 exons.